GUUUAAAGUAUCUUUUCAGUGGAGAUGGAGAGAUAAUCUGGUUAUGAGCAUAGCCAUGGUGGACAUCCAGAUACUAACUACAUUUUAGUUAUAGUAUUACUGGACAAAGACCAAUUUAGAAGGACAAAAUGAAUAAGAAAAGAUAUUUUCUGGACCCUCCAGAAGUCAAAGACUACCUGCUAAAAGGAGAAAGAUUCACCAAGUGGUCAGAGGACUCAACAAAGACAGUUCCAGUCACCAUGAAGAUGGAUGCAAAAGGUUUUUAUGUCUACUGGAUGAACCAAAGCAAGGAAACAACAUUCCUGGAUUUAGCAACCAUCAGAGAUACAAGAACAGGAAAAUAUGCUAAACUUCCCAAACAUCCAAAAGUCCGCAAUGUGUUCAACCUGGACUUCCCGGACAGCAACCAUCUUGCCAAAACCCUGACCAUCGUCUCAGGUCCAGACACAGUGAAUCUGACCUAUCACAACUUCUUUGCCUCCAAGGAGAAAAUAACUCAGAACUGGGCUAAUGACAUUCUUGCAAUUGCCUACAAUGCCGCAAGGAACAAUUCAUGCAGACAAGUCUUCCUGGACAAAAUAUAUGUUCGCAUUUCUCUUCAGACCAACAAGGAUGGCAAGAUCCCAGUGAAAAACAUUUACAAGAUGUUCCCUGCCGAUAAGAAGAAGGUUGAAAGCGCCUUAGCAGCAGCACACCUCCCCAAAGGAAAGUAUGACAGCAUGAAGCCUGAUGUGUUCACUGAGUCUGCCUUCAGGGUCUUCCUGACAAAUCUCUGCCCUCGGCCUGAGAUCUUGGAAAUCUUCACUUCUUACUCUAACAAACCCACAAUGACGAAGGACAAUUUCACCAAGUUCCUCAACGAGAAACAGAGGGACUCCCGGCUCAACGAGGAGUUGUUUCCACGUCUGCGGCAGGACCAGAUCAAAGCCCUGAUUGACAAAUAUGAGCCCUGCACCAGUAAUUCCAACAGAAGUCUGAUUUCUCCUGAGGGGCUUUUGUUCUACUUGAUGGGUCCAGAGACAUCCGUAGUUGUGCAGGACAAGCUGGCCAAAUGCCAGGACAUGACCCAGCCGCUAAACCACUACUUUAUUAAGUCUUCCCACAACACUUACCUAACAGCUGGACAGUUCUCUGGCGUGUCUUCCCCUGAGAUGUACCGUCAGUGCCUUCUGUCGGGCUGCCGAUGUCUGGAGCUGGACUGCUGGAAGGGGAAACCUCCAGAUGAAGAGCCCAUCAUUACCCACGGCUUCACCAUGACCACUGAGAUCCUCUACAAGGAUGUGAUAGAAGCCAUUGCAGAGAGUGCAUUCAAGACCUCAAAAUACCCCGUCAUCCUCUCAUUUGAGAACCACGUUGACUCGGUGAAACAGCAAGAGAAGAUGGCCAACUACUGUAAAACCAUAUUUGGCGAUGCCCUGUUGACAGAACCUCUGGAAAAAUACCCACUGAAGCCAGGCCAGCAGAUUCCCAGUCCCUCUGAGCUCAUGGGGAAGAUCCUCAUCAAGAACAAGAAGGGCAGCCAUGAUAAGCCAGCCGCGGCAAAGAAAAGCAGCCCUGCGGCCACAGAUCAAACAACAGCCGCAGCUGCAGCCCCCCAGGACCCGAACGCCCCAGCCCAGGAUGCACCUAAUCCAGCAGCUGCCACCCCAGAGAACCAAGUUGAGGGUGAGGCAGCUGUCGAGGACACUGAGGAGCAAGAGGAUACUGAAGAACAGGAUGAGGAGAAAAUGAAGACAUCGGAUGAAGGCACAGCUGGACAAGAAGUAACGGCGUACGAGGCCAUGUCGUCCAUCGUUAACUACAUCCAACCCAACAAAUUCAUCUCCUUUGACAAUGCCAAAAAGAAAAACAAGAGUUAUGCCAUAUCAUCGUUUGUGGAGACGAAAGGGGAGGCAAUGAUUGCCAAGACUGCCGUUGAGUUUGUUGAAUACAAUAAGAGGCAAAUGAGCAGGAUUUACCCCAAAGGAACAAGAAUGGACUCAUCCAACUACAGUCCGCAACCUUUUUGGAACGUUGGUUGCCAGAUGGUGGCGCUCAACUACCAGACGAUGGACUUCCCCAUGCAGCUGAACAUGGCUCUGUUUGAAUACAACGGCAGAACCGGCUACCUCCUCAAACACGAUGUUCUCCGUCGUAGUGACAAGAAGUUCGACCCUUUCUGUGACAGGAUUGACACAGUUGUGGCGAGCACACUGACCAUAAAGGCAAGUAUCUAUUCAGGACAGUUUCUGUCUGAUAAGAACGUGAAGACAGGCGUUGAGGUGGAGGUGAUUGGACUGCCAGGAGACCCCAAGAAGAAAUAUCGCACCAAGUGGACCACCACCCCUAAUGCCAUCAACCCCGUGUGGAAUGAGGAGCCUUUUGUUUUCGAGAAGAUCCUGCUCCCAGAAAUGGCCUCACUAAGAAUGGUAGUCCAUGAAGAGAACGGGAAAUUUUUGGGACACAGAAUCAUCCCUAUUGAUGCCAUUCAGUCAGGUUUCCAUCAUAUCUGCCUGCGUAGUGAGAGCAACAUGCCUCUUACUCUGCCAGCUCUGUUUGUGUAUAUCGAGGUCAAGGACUACAUCCCCGCUGCCUUUGCAGAUUUCACAGAUGCCUUAUUUAAUCCAACAAAGGGUUCUGAGAAGACCACAAAGACUCCGAAAGAGUCCUCUGCUGACUACAUUUCCCCCUACGAGUUGCCUCUUGUGGUCCAACCCCCCACUGACAAAGCCAAAGAACUUGAAGCCCUCCCUGAAGAAAAGACUGCUUCUGAAUCCACACCAGCUUCUGACACCGCUGACCAGUCCUCCCCGUCUCCCCCAGAAGGCAGUACAGAGGAAGCUAAAGAGGAGGCUGACGGUCCACAAACAGAGCCAUCUCCAAGUCAAGACGCAGCUCCGAUUGAAGAUGCAGGGCCCAAUGCUGCGAGCCUCACAUCUGAAAUCCCUCCUGAAGCUUCUCCCACCCCUGAAGAGCCGGUUGCUGAGAAGGAACCAGAACCAGAACCAGUUCCUGAAGCCAAGGUAGAGCCAAGCCCUGAACCCGAUCCAGAGAAUAAGGAGGCAUCAGAGGCAGGAAGCCCUGCAGCAGAGCCUGCAGGUCAGGAGGCUCCAGCUGCUAGUGAGGAGGCUCCAGAUUCAGAGCCUGCUGCUGAGAAGGUUCCUGUGGUUACUCCUGAGGCUUUGCCCUGUCCACCUACUGCAUCAGCCAAUUCUACAGAAGGUGACUCAUCUCAGACACUGAGCAGUGAAGAGCCUUCGACAGUCACCACUGAGCAACUGACACAGCACAAGAACUAUCUGAAGGUCAUCAAGCGUCAAGAGAAAGAGAUGAAAGAAGCUGAAAAGAAGUAUCAGAAAAAAGCAGAUGAUGUGAUUCAGAAAUACGCUGACUCCUUCAAGGCGAUCAAGAAAAAGGCUUCGCUGAAAAAAAAAGAGGCUGGGGGCAACACCACUGAGAGCAGUGUGAAGACAGAGCGAGUGCAGGAGCAGAAGGAGAAAAUGCAGGCUGAGCUGCAGGCUUUGUGGACAGAGCAGUGUGAUCAGAUGAAGAAGAAGCGAGAGCAGUGUGCCACAGAGAGACUUGCCAAACUGUUGGAGAUGGCCACCGAGAGACACACCGGUGAACUGAAGACCCUGGAGAGUGAGGCAAAAGAAAAGAAGAAAUCCCUUGCAAAAUGUUCAUCCGCAGAGAAGUCGAAGCUGAAGAAGGCACUGAGCACUGAGGUCCUGGAUGAGGCAAGUCAGUCUGACGGUGCAUCGUCGGAGUACAGCCCACAGCAAGAGGCUCUGAUGAAGAAACAAGCCGCUACACUGGAGGAAAUCAAGGCCCUGACUAACCAGCUCAAUCAAGAUGCCCUGAAGGAGCACGCACAGAAAGUCAGGUCUCUGCCAGCAGAAGUGAGGGAGGCUGUUAACGUCUGUGUGGGGGCGCACUUCCCUGAACUGGUCGAUCAGACUGCAGACAAGAAGGUUGGAGGCGUGGGCUUCUAUGGAGAUGUCUUCCUCGGUUAA
Molecule: messenger RNA, 3992 nt
Organism: Menidia menidia (Atlantic silverside)
Lineage: Eukaryota; Metazoa; Chordata; Actinopteri; Atheriniformes; Atherinopsidae
Source: the annotation of a GenBank genome assembly